AGAUAGCAAAAACCAUCAGUGGGGUAAUAUAAAAACCUUUACACAGGUUGCCCCUUCUCUUGCACAAUAUGCAUCAUCCUGAAGUCUUACAGUGUGGCUGCAGUCCACAUUAAUGGUUCAUAAUGGAAGGGUAACCUGCUUGAAAAGCUCAUACGAGUGCAUCCUAAAAUAUGAGCAUCAUCUGCCUUGGACAGAAAUGCUUCACCCAAGACUACUAGGAUUUGAAAGCUUGGUGUGUAAGCAUCUGAGCAUCUUAGAAGUUAGAGACCUCUCAAAUUCUCCCUUAAUGCUUGUUCAGCAGUGCUAAAUAACAUUGAUUGGGAUUGAGAGCAGAUAAAUAACAGAAGACAGCUAAAAGGGCUCUUCCCAAAAGAGAUUGCUCUCAGCUAUGAGAGUGUAAAAUGUUCUUCCCUUCCCUAAGUGAGCCACGAGGAUGCUGCUCAAGGGAAAAUGGCUCCACCCAAGGGGUUCUUUAAGAGCAAUUGAGAAAAGGCUCUACACCAGGCUUUUCCUCAGCUGGACCCAGCUUGCCAUCCUGUGGGUGGUACCUUUAGAUGUUAGAUGUAAAGGAAAUAUGAACAAAAAGACAGAUGACUUUUGUUUAUAUGUUAAGGGGUUGCAUGUGACAAGUACUAGAGUCUUGGUAAUGCUUCUGUGUAUCUUGCGUGAAUGUUUCUGAAUGCACAUCUACCUGAAUGUUAUUCUGAAACCAGUACUAUUUAUCAAAUAGCUGUGAGAAAGCCCUCGGAACUUCCUGCUUCAAGAGACCAGAAUAAAGAUGGCAAAGUAUCAUGUAGUUUUCUUCAUCUCUUUGCUCUUCUCAAGCUAGGAAAGGAAGGGUAUACCUUAGAUACCCCAAAUUUGUAUGCAGAUACAAGGUGACAUAGAGGAGACUCUAGAUCUGGUUUAGCUCCUCCGUCUAAGCCUUUGAGAGAAAUUGGGACACCUCUCUGGACUAAAGCAAUGCAGUUUGACUAAAGGACAUACAAGGAUGGAUUGUCUAAGAUAGGAAAAAGAAGAUGACCAGCAGAAAGAAGCCAGUCUUCUAUCAGCCUUCAGAUGAAGAGGGAGAACUCACAGCUCCUCCUGCACCUUGACUGCCUGAUGCUGCCAUGCUCCCACCUUGAUGAUACUGGACUGAACCUCUGAAACUGUACAUCCUGGUUUCUCCAGAAGCCCACCUCUCCACCCUGCACCCAGGAAGGUGAGGGCAGGGCUUUGUGAUGUCAGACUGGCUGGAGGCUGUGCUGACCAAUCAGGGUUGGAGGGCGUGGCCCUGCAUUGUUCAGGAGGGUACAUCAGGAGGGUGCCCAGUGCUCUGGGUCAGACAGCCUUUAAACUUCCCAUCAUGGAGGGUGGCGAAGGUCCCGCUCAACCACCUACAUCGGAAACCACCAGCGGAAAAGACAAGAGUGCUGAUCCACGUGGCAGGAACAAAUGUUCCAACUGCCCUAAUGUCCGAAAGACGUACAAGAGGUCCCGUCGGUCCUCCCAUAGGCGCCACCGCCGCCAUCGUCGGCCCCAGAAUAAGAUCUCUGCCCUGAAGGCCUCGCGGAAUAGAGUGAGACGUGGAGGAGCUGGAGGAGCGCGGAAUCCGGUGCGCCGCUACUGUCUGAUCAACGUCGUGCGUGCUACCAAUAAUCCGGAGACCCAAGAGAGGAGCACGACCACCACCUCCCAAGACUCCACCACCACUGGCCAACAAGCGCACCCAGAGGUCCAGCCAAAUCAAGACCAGGCUGCCUCCCGGGAAGCUCGCUAAGUCGAAAGUUCAGUUGUACCAUGUAUCAUUUGUGGUACACAAAAUAAAUGGUCGUUGUAAACAGA
Messenger RNA from Apodemus sylvaticus (European woodmouse), 1827 nucleotides. RefSeq lists its product as uncharacterized. The transcript has 4 exons. The record is from RefSeq and is a predicted model, not a curated record. Bases 1349 to 1762 code for a protein of 137 amino acids. NCBI's taxonomy places the organism in Eukaryota, Metazoa, Chordata, Mammalia, Rodentia, Muridae.